AGGCUUUCUACCGUAAGUUACGUGAAAGCUAAUUUGGGACUACAGAAAGGUAUUGCCCUAAUACAGCUGAAUGUUGCCGUAUCAGUUUUCUUUGUUAAUGUAUUAUUCAUUGUUUUGAACAUGGCAGGACAAUGAAAGAGAAUUCUUGAAUAAUACCCUGGAGAAGCUGGAUGGUUAAAACAAUGCCAGUGCUUCCCUUCCUGUUAAAUAUAAUUGCAAAGUAAGCUGCUUGUCCUGUAUUACUUAAUAUAGAAAUGCUACAAGCUUUUUAAUAUGGCUGUAUGGUUUGACAACUGCAAUUGAUAGAGUUCUCUUUUUCUACUGCGUCUGCGUAAUAUGUUUGCUGCUGCUACCAAAAGUUUUGUUAAGCAGGUUGGUGAUGGAGGUCGACUAGUACCUGUUCGUAGCCUCAGUGAAGCUGAUAAAUAUCAACCCCUCAGUCUUGUUAUUAAGAAGAAAAGUUGUCUUAUUUCAAGAAGAUCCAAAUUUGUUUCAACGCCAUUCAGCCUAAAAGACAUUCUUCAAGGAGAGAAAGAAAUUUCAGCUGGUAUUUCAUCCUACCAGUUACUGAAUUAUGAAGAUAAAUCAGAUGUAGCGCUCAACGGUAGACGAGGAAAUCCUAUUAUGAACUCCGCUGGGGUCAAUAUCACUGGAUCAGAUUCUCUUGCAGUGAAGGCUUCCUUUGGCAUUGUAACUAAACAUGAGGUUGAGGUACCAACAUUACUCAGAGAACUUACCAGUAGAAAAAUGAAUUUUGAGCACUGCCUUGUUCGUCAGUCACGAGAAAGUAAGAGGACAGUUCUUUGUGUGGUCAUGGAGAGUAUUCGAACGACACGGCAGUGUUCACUGUCAGUGCAUGCUGGCAUGAGAGGUGACACAAUGAGGUUUCAUAUUAUUGAUGACUAUAAUUACAAAGGACGUGACAAAGCUAUUGUCUUUCCUGCUCAUACAACUAUUGCAUUUAGUGUGUUUGAGCUUUAUAUUCACUUGGAUGGUAAUUUUGAGCUCUGUGUCACUCCAGAAUCAAAAGGAGGAUUUGAAAGAGAGCCAUCAAGAUCAUUUUCACUAACUAGAUUAAGGAAUUUGUUUUAUCGAAACAAAAGGGUAAUGGAUAUCAUUGCUCACUCAGACAAUUACUUAGAUGACCUUUUCACAGACUACUAUGAAAAAGCUGCAAGCAUGACGGAUGUCUCCACAAACUAUUUCCGAGAAGGGGCCCAUAUACGAGUGAAUUUGCUUAACAAUCACAUCCCCAAAGGUCCUUGUUCGUUGUGUGGAAUGGGAAGCUCCAGAAGAGAAACUGUCUAUGGUUGCCUUGAGUGUUCUUUUAAUGGACAAAAGUUUGUACGACUACAUGCUGUGCCUUGUUUUGACCUCUGGCACAAGAGAGUGAAAUGAAAAUUUCUGGAAAUGCAUGUUGAUUGAAUCCAGAUUGUUGCUUACACUUAGUACCCACUGAAAUUAAGUCACACCUGACUUUUCCACUUUGAGGUCAGGAAGACCUAAGUACAACUGACUUGUCCUGGAUUAAACCCUAUGCAUAUAUUU
This is a messenger RNA of Lacerta agilis (Sand lizard), 1548 nucleotides long. It is a transcript of the gene PJVK, whose product is annotated as pejvakin. Bases 337 to 1398 code for a protein of 353 amino acids. The record is from RefSeq and is a predicted model, not a curated record. The transcript is spliced from 6 exons. Gene Ontology annotation, cellular component: cytoplasm. NCBI's taxonomy places the organism in Eukaryota, Metazoa, Chordata, Lepidosauria, Squamata, Lacertidae. Gene Ontology annotation, biological process: programmed cell death.